AUGCUGGCUUCGCAUUCUAGGCCGAAGCAGCUGGGGCUCAGCCGCCUAGGCAGUUCGUUAGCCCUGCGCUUUGGCGCUGCUACGGCGCGUCGACCCCGGGGCGCUGCCAUCACAGGGCACGCCUCGGGCAGGCGCCCCCCCUACAGCUCGCCCCUCGGCAUCCGCGGCUGCGCUGCGGCAUGCCCCUGGCCGCAAGGCCUGACGGCGCUCCUGCCGCAGCGGCGAAGGCCGUGGGCCGGCGCCCGCUGCGCCGCAUCGGGCGACGGGGGUGCGAGCGCCGCCUCGGGCGCGCCUGUCAGCACUCUGGGCUCAGCGGUGGGCGCGGCCGACGACACGGGAGAGGACUCUGAACCAGAUGUAGAUGAUCCAGGGGGAGAGGGGCCGCAUUCAACAAGCCAGCAAGCGCCCGCAGCCGAGGCCGGGGCCCGGGCGGCUGCCAGCGGCGUCUUUGACGGCGGCGAUGAUGCCGCGACGGCGGCGCAAGCGGGCACCCUCAUGGCCGCAAUAUAUGAAACGAGCAACGAGGGCGGUAGCGCGACGCCGAUGUCCAGCGUGGAUGGGUCGGACCCUGCAGACACGGUGUGCGCGCAGGCAGCAGCGGAAGCCAUAGCAGCCGCCGCCGCCGCCGACGUGUCGCGGGCGACGGAGGCGCCGAACGCUGCUGAUGGUGAGGCGGCAGGAAUUGGUGGCGAAGCGGCGGCGGACACGGCGGCGGCAAAGGCAGCAGAGGGGGACGCGAUGGCCCGAAGCGGCCGAGGCGGCGAGCCGCCAGGGGCGUCUGAACCAUCAGCACCGGCAGCCACGGCAACCGAGGCGCCUAGAAGCGGCAGCGGUGACAGCAGCGGCAGCGGUGACAGCAGCGGCAGCGGUGACAGCAGCAGCAGCAGCAGCGGCGGCGACGGCGUCGGCGAAGCGGGCGCUUAUGGGAGGCUCCUGCAGGGCGGCGAGGAGUUCGGCGGGGGAGACGCGGUCGCGGCGGCCCCAGGUGGCAGCGGCGCGGCGCCGUCGGGCGGCAGCGGCGCGGCGCCGUCGGGCGGCAGCGCCGCCGCCCAGAAGACGUGGCACAUGGGCGCCGUGCCGCCUCAUUGGUGGGAGGACGUGCAGAAGGCGGCGGUCAAGUGGGGGCUGGUGGGCGCGGUCGCCCUGUUCGUGCUGCCGGCGGCGCUGAGCGUGGGGCGGCCAAAGCGCGGCGCUUCUGCGUACAGCGGGUGGAACUAUACACUGACGAGCACCUCGGCCGAGGCCGCGCGCGAGGCGGCGCUCUGGAGCGCCGGCGGCGGCGGCGCGGCGGGGCAGGACGGGAUCCUGGAGGGGUUCCAGGACUGGCUGAUCGGCAGGUGGGGGGUUGUGGUUGUGUAG
Molecule: messenger RNA, 1359 nt
Organism: Monoraphidium neglectum
Lineage: Eukaryota; Viridiplantae; Chlorophyta; Chlorophyceae; Sphaeropleales; Selenastraceae
Exons: 2
Coding region: 1-1359 (452 amino acids)
Source: RefSeq, a predicted model, not a curated record